Molecule: messenger RNA, 565 nt
Organism: Paramuricea clavata
Lineage: Eukaryota; Metazoa; Cnidaria; Anthozoa; Malacalcyonacea; Plexauridae
Source: the annotation of a GenBank genome assembly
GGAAGUAGCUAGAUACCAACAUGCACUGCAUGUGUGGCUACUAUUGCGAAAUGCGUUUCUAAGAAGCACUUCCUGUUGCGUAUAUAUGUAAUAUAUACCGCUGCUUCGUCUUUUAGUCUUAUAUGCUGCGUUCGAAUUCACAAUUAUAAAUAUUAUUAUACUAUAUACAAUAGGUAUAUACGUCAUAAGAUUUAUCAGUAUUAUAAGGUAUGGGUAACGAAAUUGUUAAAGGAAUUGGACUCCUAACAGGGCUGCCACUUGCCGAAGCAGUCGAAAUUUUCCAGCCUGAAGCUUCACGUUCAGCCGUAGCUGGUGCUUCAGACGUCAGUUCAUUAUAUGCAGGGCACGGGCUGCUGCGACCUCAAAACCCAUUCGAUCCUCUACGUUCAUUAGAUCCUGGUGAAGCGUUAAAAGAUUUGUUAAAAUCGUUGCAAGAAUCACUUUCUUCAUUGACUUCAAGUUCAAGUUCGAAAGAUGCUGGUCAUUUUAUUCUUGUAUUGCUAUUUACUGCGUGGCAGGAGUACAUCGCAAAGGUUUGUUCCUAAUACUUCCUAUCUAUCGUGUG